Molecule: messenger RNA, 18644 nt
Organism: Coregonus sp. 'balchen'
Lineage: Eukaryota; Metazoa; Chordata; Actinopteri; Salmoniformes; Salmonidae
Source: the annotation of a GenBank genome assembly
GAUGGGGGGUGCUGCCAUGCUCACAGUGCUGCUGGCUGGGAUGUGCCUGUGGACCUCCACCGCUCAUGCAGGUAGUUCAACAAAAGUGGUGUGUUUGUGCUCUAGUUUACAUAAUCACCAGUGUGUUUGUGUGUUGUAUAUCUUUGUGUAUUUGUGCCUGUCCUUUUGUUUGUGUGUUUAUGUGUAUCUGAGUGUGAGUGAGUGUGUUGCUGCUGGGGAAUCAGCUGGGUGCAGAUGUGUGUGUACUGUAGAUGAGAAGUGCUCGUUGUUGUAUGGUACUGAAACAAUAGAGCAAAGGAUGAGUGGGUCUUCCCAGACUCAGCCCCAGCAUCAGCACCCAGCCUCAGCCCCAGCCUCAGGCCCAGCCUCAGGCCCAGCCUCAGCCUCAGCCUUAGCCCCAGCCUUAGCCCCAGCCCCAGCCCUAGACUCAGCCCCAGCCCCAGCCCCCAGCCUCAGUCCCAGCCCCAGCCCCAGCCUCAGCCCCAGCCUCAGUCCCAGCCCCACCAGACCUGGACCUUCUCUCACCACUGCCUUUUAUAUUUUGUAGAUCAGUCAUCCGUGGAGUCAUCAGAGGGUAAGUUUGUUUCUGUCUAAUAAUGUCAACCACAGAUACUCUAUAGAGCUGUGUAACUGUUUAUUAUAAAUCUGUCCUGUGUCUUUAUGUUCACGUUUGUGUUUUGUGUGUGCGUGCGUGUGUGUGCGUGCGUGUGUUUGUGCAUACGUACACAGCACACACACUCACUGGUUCCCUCUCCCCCAGGCCCUGACGACAGCACCGACCUUCUGUGUACAUGUGAGAACAACAAGGGGACGUGUACGAACGGCACCUGCAGGGGUGACUACUGCUUCUACACCAAGGUGCAUGGCAGAGAGGAGAAGGGCUGCUUCCAGAAGGACCACCACAAGGAACAGUGCUACACCAACUUCCUGGGACUGUACGUCCACUGCUGCUCCAAGAACCUCUGUAAUGUCAACAGCACCGCUCCUCCUGACCCAGGUCAGAACACUGUAGCUACUCUAGAACCUCCACUCAAACAGUCUAGAACCUCUGUAACACCAACAGCUCUGCUCCACCAGACCCAGGUCAGAACACUGCAGCUACUCUAGAAGCCUCUCCAACAACCUAGAACCGCUAAUGGCAUGUCUGGUCUCAUAUGAGGUCCAUACUUCUUGUUUCCCUUCUUCCCCUCUAUAAUCAGGGACUGAUUCAGACCCGAGACACUCUCUCGUCAAUCAGUGACUUGAAUCAAUCAAUUAACUACCAGGCAGAAAAUGAAACCAGCAGUCAAACUUGAGGCUCAUAUUUCAGUAGUUCUACUCUGGAACAACUCCUCUGGGAGUCUGGCUAACACGGCAGUGUCAUACAGAAUUCUCUGGGAGUCCGACUAACAGGGCAGUGUCAUACAGGUCUCUCUGGAGUCCGACUAACAGGGCAGUGUCAUACAGAAUUCACUGGGAGUCCGACUAACAGGGCAGUGUCAUACAGGUCUCUCUGGGAGUCCGACUAACAGGGCAGUGUCAUACAGAAUCCUCUGGGAGUCCGACUAACAGGGCAGUGUCAUACAGGUCUCUCUGGGAGUCCGACUAACAGGGCAGUGUCAUACAGGUCUCUCUGGGAGUCCGGCUAACACGGCAGUGUCAUACAGAAUUCUCUGGGAGUCUGACUAACAGGGCAGUGUCAUACAGGUCUCUCUGGGAGUCCGACUAACAGGGCAGUGUCAUACAGAAUUCUCUGGGAGUCCGACUAACAGGGCAGUGUCAUACAGGUCUCUCUGGGAGUCCGACUAACAGGGCAGUGUCAUACAGAAUUCUCUGGGAGUCCGACUAACAGGGCAGUGUCAUACAGGUCUCUCUGGGAGUCCGACUAACAGGGCAGUGUCAUACAGAAUUCUCUGGGAGUCCGACUAACAGGGCAGUGUCAUACAGAAUCCUCUGGGAGUCCGACUAACAGGGCAGUGUCAUACAGAAUCCUCUGGGAGUCCGACUAACAGGGCAGUGUCAUACAGAAUCCUCUGGGAGUCCGACUAACAGGGCAGUGUCAUACAGAAUCCUCUGGGAGUCCGACUAACAGGGCAGUGUCAUACAGAAUCCUCUUGGAGUCCGACUAACAGGGCAGUGUCAUACAGGCCUCUGAUACCCCCUGGUGGCUGUUGGUGGGCUUUUAUAUCAAAAUCAUCUUGGCUUUCUGCUAUUCCCUCUUACCUGUAUGACUGUGUGUGUGUGUGUGUUUACUGUCCAGCAGGUGAGCCUACAAGGGAGGAGAACGGUGUGAUUCUGCUGGUGGCUGUCCCCCUGCUGCUGCUGCUGAUCCUGUCUGUGGGUGUGUGUGGCCUGGUGUUGUGGCUCCGCUCCAGACCACAGCACCACAGAGUUGGCCACAACGAGGACCAUGACGUCACCAUGCUCAAGGUCCCCAGCGGGGCAGAUCCCACCUAUGGGGUAAGAAUGGAAUUUAAUGAAAUUGAAUAGAAUUGUAUUGAUACAAAGGAGGACAUUUAGAUGUAACAGAAUCAGUACCAAGAUCACUGCCACUUAGCAAUAAUAUUGGUACUUACAGUAUAUUAUCAAAUUGAUACUCUUUCUGUGUCUGCAGGAUGUCUUUGAUGAGUUCUGUACCUCAGGCAGUGGGACUGGUCUGCCAUACCUGGUACAGAGGACCAUGGCUCAACAGAUCUCUCUGGUCGAGUGUAUCGGUAAAAUACUCUCCUCCAUUCUCACUCCCUCCUCUAUUUCUCUCAGUGUCUCACUCGAACUCACUCGUUCAUGUACCAGCAUGUAAUGGUUUAUGGACCCUUUGGGUUAAUUUCUAGUCUUACUAGUGUGAUAACGUUAUUACACCAACCCACUCCAUCUCUGCUGUGUUUCUGUUCCUCUGUUCUGCUCUCUACCCAGGUAAGGGCAGGUAUGGAGAGGUGUGGAGAGGCACCUGGAUGGGAGAGAGUGUUGCAGUGAAGAUCUUCUCCUCCAGGGAUGAGCAGUCUUGGUUCAGGGAGACAGAGAUUUACAACACUGUACAGCUCAGACACGACAACAUCCUAGGUGAGUCAGCAUAACAUUUACAUUUACAUUUACAUCAUUUAGCAGACGCUCUUAUCCAGAGCGACUUACGAAUUGGUGCAUUCAACUUAACCCUGUUUAGCUCUCAAUUUCUACCAAUUCCCUUGGAUUCAAAAUAGUGUUUGUUUUCUUUCAAUGAAUUCUGGUACACUUGAUUUAGCUUGCCUGGCCUGGUCUGACUAUCACAAUACCUUCUGUCUUCUCUCCCCCAGGCUUCAUAGCGUCUGACAUGACAUCUAAGAACUCCACUACUCAGCUGUGGCUGAUCACCCACUUCCACCAGCUGGGUAGUCUCUACGACUUCCUCCAGUACAGCAGCGUGGACCCAGAGGGUUGCCUAAGGAUGUGCCUGUCUGUAGCCUGUGGUCUGGUCCACCUUCACACAGAGAUACUCAGCUGCCAGGGCAAACCCGCCAUCGCCCACCGAGACCUGAAGAGCCGAAACAUCCUGGUCAAGAGGAAUGGACAGUGCUGCAUCGCUGACCUGGGUGAGAGGAGGAGAAGGUGGAAGGAAAGGAGAGGGCUGAAGAAGAGGGCUGAAGGAGAGGGCUGAAGGAGAGAGGGCAGAAGGAGAAGGCUGAAGGAGAGGGCUGAAGGAGAGGGCUGAAGAAGAGAGGGCUGAAGGAUAGAGGGAUGAAGGUGAGAGGGCAGAAGGAGAGGGCUGAAGGAGAGAGGGAUAGAGAGGAGAGAGCUGAAGGAGAGAGGGUUGAAGAAGGGAGGGCUAGAGGAGAGAGGGAUAGAGGAGAGAGGACUGAAGGAGAAGGGGCUGAAGAAGAGAGUUCUGAAGGAGAGAGGGCUAGAGGAGAGAGGGCUGGAGAGAGGGCUGAAGGAGAGAGGGCUGAAGGAGAGAGGACUAAAGGAGCAAGGGCUGAAGAAGAGAGGGCUGAAGGAGAGAGGGCAGACGGAGAGAUGGCUAGAGAAGAAAGGGCUAGAGGACAGAGGGAUGAAGAAGAGAGGGCUAGAGGAGAGAGGGCUGAAGUAGAGAGGGCUGAUGGAGAGAGGGCUGAAAGAGAGAGGGCUGAAGGAGAGACGGCUAGAGAGGAAAGGGCUGAAGAAGAGAGGGCUGAAGGAGAGGGCUGAAGGAGAGAGGGCUAGAGGAGAGAGGGCUGAAGGAGAGAGGGCUAGAGGAGAGGGGGCUAAAGGAGAGAGGGCUGAAGGAGAGAGGGCUGAAGGAAGAGGGCUGAAGGAGAGAGGGCUAGAGGAGAGAGGGCUGAAGGAAACAGGGCUAGUGGAGAGAGGGUUAGAGGAGAGAGGGCUGAAAGAGAGAGUGUGCUUAAGGAGAGAGGGCUAGAGAGGAGACGGCUGAAGGAGUGAGGGCUGAAAGAGAGAGGUCUAAAGGAGGGGGCUGGAGGAGAAGGCUGAAGGAGAGAGGGCUAGAGGAGAGAGGGCUAGAGGAGAGAGGCCUGAAGGAGAGAGUGCUGAAGGAGAGGGCUAGAGAGGAGAGAGGGAUAGAGGACAGAGGGCUAGAGGAGAGAGGGCUGAAGGAGAGAGGGCUGAAUGAGAGAGGGCUAGAGAGGAGAGGGCUGAAGGAGAGAGGGCUGAAGGAGAGGGCUGAAGGUGAGAGGGCUAGAGGAUAGAGGGCUGAAGGAGAGAGGGCUAGAGGAGAGAGGGCUGAAGGAGAGAGGGCUAGAGGAGAGAGGGCUGAAGGAGAGAGGGUUAGAGGAGAGAGGGACGAAGGACCGAGAGGGCUAGAGGAGAGAGGGUUAGAGGAGAGAGGGCUGAAGGAGAGAGGGCUGAAGGAGAAGGCUGAAGGAGAGAGGGAUGAAGGAAAGAGGGGUUAAGGGGCAAGGGCUGAAGGAGUGAGGGCUGAAUGAGCGAAGGCUGAAAGAGAGACGGCUGAAGGAGAGAGGGCAGAAGGAGAAGGCUGAAGGAGAGAGGGCUGAAGGAGAGAGGGCUAGAGGAGAGAGGGCUAGAGGAGAGAUGGCUGAAGUAAAGAGGGAUAGAUAGGAGAGGGCUGAAGGAGAGGGAGGAGUAGAGAGGUCAGAAGGAGAGGGCUGAAGUAGUGAGGGCUGAAGGAGAGGGCUAAAAGAGAGAGGAAUGGAGGAGAGAGGAUUGAAGGACAGAGGGCUAGAGGAGAGGGCUGAAGGAGAGAGGGCUAGAGGGCUAGAGGAGAGAGGGCUGAAGGAGUGCAAGGCUGAAGGAAUGAGGGCUGAAGGAGAGAGGGCUGAAGGAGAUGGCUGGAGGAGAGGGCUGAAGGAGAGAGGACUAGAGGGGAGAGGGCUAGAGGAGAGAGGGCUGAAGAAGAGCGUGCUGAAGGAGAAGGGCUAGAGAGGAGAGGUCUGAAGGAGUGAGGACUAGAGGAGAGAUGGAUAGACCCGAGAGGGCUAGAGGAGAGAGGGCUGAAGUAGAGAGGGAAGAAGUAGAGAGAGCAGAAGGAGAGGGCUGAAGGAGUGAGGGCUGAAGGAGAGGGCUAAAAGAGAGAGGAAUCGAUGAUAGAGGGCUAGAGGAGAGAGGGCUGAACGACAGAGGGCUAGAGGAGAGAGGGCAGAAUAUGAGAAGGCUGAAGAAGAGAGGGCACAAUGAUAGGGCUGAAGGAGAGCAGGAUGAAGGAAUGAACACUGAAGGAGAAAGGGCUGAAGGAGAGGGCUGGAGGAGAGAGGGCUAUAGGGGAGAGAGCUAGAUGAGAGAGGGCUAGAGGAGAGAGGGCUGAAGGAGAGAGGGCAGAAUGAUAGGGCUAAAGAAUAGAGAGCACUGAGGUAGAGGGCUACAAGAGAGAGGAAUAGAGGAGAGAGGGCUAGAGGAGAGAUGGCUGAAGGACAGAGGGCUAGAUGAGAGAGGGCUAAAGGAGUGAGGGCUGAAGGAGAGAGGGCUGACGGAGAGAGGGCUAGAGGAGAGAGGUCUAGAGGAGAGAGGGCUAGAGGAGAGAGGGAUUAAGGAGAGAGGGCUGGAGGAGAGAGGGCUGUAGGAGAGAGGGCUGGAGGAGAGAGGGCUGGAGGAGAGAGGGCUAGAGGAGAGAGGGUUAUAGAGGAGAGAGGGCUGAAGAAGAGUGGGCUGAAGGAGUGAGGGCUGAAGGAGAGAGGGUUGAAAGAGUGAGGGCUAAAGGAGAGAGGGCUAAAGGAGAGAGUGGUAUAGUAGAGAGGGAUGAAGAAGACAGGGCUAGAGGAGAGAGGGCUGACGGAGAGAGUGCUGAAGGAGUGAGGGCUGAAGGAGCGAAGGCUGAAUGAGAGACGGCUGAAGGAGAGAGGCAGAAGGAGAGGGCUGAAGGAGCGGCCUGAAAGAGAGGGCUGAAAGAGAGAGGGCUAGAGGAGAGUGGGCUGAAGGAGAGAUGGCUGAAAGAGCGAGGGCUGAAGUAAAGAGGGAUAGAUAGGAGAGGGCUGAAGAAGAGGGAGGAGUAGAGAGGUCAGACAUUGAGGGCUGAAGGAGAGAGGGCUGAAGUAGAGGGCUAAAAGAUAGAGGGACAGAGAAUAGAGGUCUAGAGGAGAGAGGGCUAAAGGACAGAGGGCUAGAGGAGAGAGGGCUGAAAGAGAGAGGGCUAGAGGAGAGAGGGCUGAAGAAGAGAUAGCUGAAGGAGAGAGGGCUAAAGGAGUGAGGGCUGAAGGAGAGUGGGCUGAAGGAAUGAGGGCUGAAGGAGAGCGGGCUGAAGGAGAGGGCUGGAGGAGAGGGCUGAAGGAGAGAGGGCUAGAAAGGAGAGGUCUGAAGGAGUGAGGGCUAGAGGAGAGAGGGAUAGAGGAGAGAGGGCUAAAGGAGAGAGGGCUGAAGCAGAGAGGGCUAGAGAGGAGAGUGCUGAAGGAGUGAGGGCUAAAGGAGAGAGGGCUGAAGGAGAGAAGUUUAGAGGAGAGAGGGCUAGAGGAGAGAGGGAUUAAGGAGAGAUGGUUUUAGGAGAGAGCGCUAGAGGAGAGAGGGCUGAAGGAGAGAGGGCUAGAGGAGAGAGGGUUAUAGAGGAGAGAGGGCUGAAGGAGAGAGGGCUGAAGGAGAGAGGGCUAGAAGAGAGAGUGCUGACGGAGAGUGGGUUAAAGAGUGAGGGCUGAAGGAGAGGGGGCUAGAGAGGAGAGGGCUGAAGCAGAGAGGGCUGAAGCAGAGAGGGCUGAAGGAGACGGCUGAAGGAGUAAGGCCUAGUAAGAGAGAGGGCUGAAAAUGAGAGGGCUAAAGGAGAGAGGGUUAGAGCAGAGAGGGCUAGAGAGGAGACGGUUGAAGGAGUGAGGGCUGAAAGAGAGAGGGUUGAAAAUGGGCUGGAGGAGAGUGCUGAAGGAGAGAAGGCUAGAGGAGAUAGGCUUAGAGGAGAGAGGGCUGAAGAAGAGAGUGCUGAAGGAGAGAAAGCUAGAGGAGAGGUCUGAAGGAGUGAGGGCUGAAGGAGAGAGAGCUAGAGGAGAGAGGGCUAGAUGAGAGAGGGCUGAAGGAGUGAGGGCUGAAGGAGAGAGGGCUAGAGAGGUGAGGGCUGAAGGAGAGAGGGGUUAAGGGGGCAAGGGCUGAAGGAGUGAGGGCUGAAGGAGCGAAGGCUGAAAGAGAGACGAAGGCAGAAGAAGAGGGCAGAAGGAGAGGGCUGAAAGAGAGAGCUAGAGGAGAGAGGGCUGAAGAAAAGAGGGCUGAAGGAGAGAGGGCAGACGGAGAGGGCUGAAAGUGAGGGCUGAAGAAGAGAGGGCUAGAGGAGAGAGGCCUGAAGGAGAGAGGGCUAGAGGAGAGAGGGCUGAAGGAGAAGGGCUGAAGGAGCAAGGGCUGAAGGAUAGAGAGGGCUAGAGGAGAGAUGGCUAGAGAAGAAAGGGCUAGAGGACAGAGGGAUGAAGAAGAGAGGGCUAGAGGAGAGAGGUCUGAAAGAGUGAGGGCUGAAGGAGAGACGCUAGAGAGGAAAGGGCUGAAUAAGAGAGGGCUGAAGGAGAGGGCUGAAGGAGAGAGGGCGAGAGGAGAGAGAGAUGAAGAAGAGAGGGCUAGAGGAGAGGGGGCUAAAGGAAAGAGGGCUGAAGGAGAGAGGGCUGAAGGAAGAGGGCUGAAGGAGAGAGGGCUAGAGGAGAGAGGGCUGAAGGAAAGAGGGCUAGAGGAGAGAGGGUUAGAGGAGAGAGGGCUGAAGGAGAGAGGGUGCUUAAGGAGAGAGGGCUAGAGAGGAGACGGUUUAAGGAGUGAGGGCUGAAAGAGAGAAGUCUGAAGGAGAGGGCUGGAGGAGAAGGCUGAAGGAGAGAGGGCUAGAGGAGAGAGGGCUAGAGGACAGAGGGCUAGAGGAGAGAGUGCUGAAGGAGAGGCCUAGAGAAGAGAGAGGGCUAGAGGACAGAGGGCUAGAGGAGAGAGGGCUGAAGAAGAGAGGGCUGAAAGAUCGAGGGCUGAAUGAGAGAGGGCUAGAGAGGAGAGGGCUGAAGUAGAGAGGGCUGAAGGAGAAGGCUGACGGAGAGAGGGCUGGAGGAGAGAGGGCUGAAGGAGAGAGGGCUAGAGGAGAGAGGGCUGAAGGAGAGAGGGCUAGAGGAGAGAGGGCUGAAGGAGAAGGCUGAAGGAGAGAGGGCUGGAGGAGAGAGGGCUAGAGGUAAGAGGGCUGAAGGAGAGAGGGCUAGAGGAGAGAGGGCUGAAUGAGAGAGGGCUAGAGGAGAGAUGGCCGAAGGAAAGAGAGGGCUAGAGGAGAGAGGGUUAGAGGAGAGAGGGCUGAAGGAGUGAGGGCUGAAGGAAAGAGGGGUUAAGGGGCAAGGGCUGGAGGAGUGAGGGCUGAAGGAGCGACGGCUGAAAGAGAGACAGCUGAAGGAGAAGGGCAGAAGGAGAGGGCUGAAGGAGAGGGCUGAAAUAUAGGGCUGAAGGAGAGGGGGCGGAAGGAGAGAGGGCUAGAGGAGAGAGGGCUGAAGAAGAGAGGGCUGAAAGAGCGAGGGCUGAAGUAAAGAGGGAUAGAUAGGAGAGGGCUGAAGGAGAGUGUAGUGGCUUCCUUUCCUCUUUACCAUAGCCACUGCCCUAGCCUGAAGCGGGGUUGUUUCGGACGCAUACAGUCCACACUCAACGUUUCCAAACGGCCAAACAUUCAAUGAGAUCCAGGGAUAUAGUGCAACAAAAAUGUUUAUUCUUCUUAUCUAACAAAAAGGUAUUCUCCAAUCAACUUAAAGCAGAGAUUACUUGAAAUGCAAAUACAUAAUAUAAUAUGACCUGUCUGUCUGUAUUUCUGUAUGUCUAUAUGGUCAAAAAACUAUACCGCUCCCGCAUCUAGCAAGGACUCCUCCCCCCGAAGGCCCAACUUCCUGCCUUUAUACUAAUACAAUUAACACAGUACAAUGAAUGGGCGAGAGGGGGGGCCAAAAACUGAGUUACACUAAUAACAAAUGAAUAUAUCUCAAUCCGGUAAAUAAAUCAUAAAGGUACGUACCUAAUAUUUCAUCAUAUACAUUAAUAUUUAAUAUAUUUACACAAAUGUACAUGGAGCUCAGUAUGUUCAGUCUUUUAUACAAAAUAUGCCCAAAUCGGCUCUAACAGAGAGAGUGCUAGAGGAGAGAGGGCUGAAGGAGAGAGGGCUAGAGGAGAGAGGGCCGAAGGAAAGAGAGGGCUAGAGGAGAGAGGGUUAGAGGAGAGAGGGCUGAAGGAGAGAGGGCUGAAGGAGAGAGGGCUGAAGGAAAGAGGGGUUAAAGGGCAAGGGCUGAAGAAGUGAGGGCUGAAGGAGCGAAGGCUGAAGAAGAGAAGGCUGAAGGAGAGAGGGCUAGAGGAGAGAGGGCUGAAAGAGAGAGGGCUGAAAGAGUGAGGGCUGAAGUAAAGAGGGAUAGAUAGGAGAGGGCUGAAGGAGAGGGAGGAGUAGAGAGGUCAGAAGGAAAGGGCUGAAGGAGUGAGGGCUGAAGGAGAGGGCUAAAAGAGAGAGGAAUAGAGGAUAGAGGGCUAGAGAGAGGGCUGAAGGACAGAGGGCUAGAGGGCUAGAGGAGAGAGGGCUGAAGGAGAGAGGGCUAGAGGAGAGAGGGCUGAAGGAGAGAGGGCAGAAUGAUAGGGCUGAAGGAGAGCAGGCUGAUGGAAUGAGGGCUGAAGGAGUAGGGCUGAAGGAGAGGGCUGGAGGAGAGGGCUGAAGGAGAGAGGGCUAGAGGGGAGAGGGUUAGAGGAGAGAGGGCUGAAGGAGAGAGGGCAGAAUGAUAGGGCUGAAGCAGCGAGCGCUGAAACAGUGAGGGCUAGAGGAGAGAGGAAUAGAGGAGAGAGGGCUAGAGGAGAGAGGGCUGAAGGACAGAGGGCUAGAGGAGAGAGGGCUAAAGGAGUGAGGGCUGAAGGAGCGAGGGCUGAAAGAGUUAGGGCUGAAGGAGAGAUGGCUAGAGGAAAGAGUGGUAGCGUAGAGAGGGAUGAAGAAGAGAGGGCUAGAGGAGAGAGGGCUGAAGGACAAGGUGCUGAAAGAGAGAGCUAGAGAGGAGAGGGCUGAAGGAGUGGGGGCUGGAGCAUAGAGGGCUGAAGGUUAGAGGGCUAGAGGAGAGAGGGCUGAAGGAAGGAGAGGGCUAUAGGAGAGAGGGUUAGAGGAGAGAGGGCUGAAGGAGAGAGGGCUAGAGGAGAGAUGGCAUAAGGAUAUGGCUGAAGAAGAGAGUGCUGAAGGAGAGAGGGCUGAAUGAGAGGAUUGAAAGGGAGGGCUAGAGGAGAAAGGGAUGGAGAGAGGGCUAGAGUAGAGAGGUUUAGAGGAGAGAGGGCUAGGGGAGAGAGUGAUGAAGGACAGAGGGCUAAAAGAGAGAGGCUUAGAGGAUAGAGGGAUAGAGAAGAGAGGGCUGAAGGAUGGAGGGCUGAAAGAGAGAGGGUUAGAGAGGAGAGCGCUGAAGGAGUGGGGGAUGAAAGGAAGAGGGCUGAAGUAGAGAGGGUUGAAGGACAGAGGGCUGAAGGAGAGGGAUGAAGGAGAGGGCUGAAGAAGGGACGGCUGAAAUGAAGAGGGCUGAAGUAGAAUGGGCUGAAGAAGAGGGCUGAAAGAGAGAGGGCUAGAGGAGAGAGUGCUAGAGGAGAGAGGGCUGAAGGAGAAAGGGCUAGAUGAGAGAGAGCAUAAGGAUAGGGCUGAAGGAGAGAGGGCUGAAGGAGAGAGGGCUGAAGUAGAGAGGGCUGAAGAAGAGUGGGCUAGAGGAGAGGGCUGAAGGGGAGGGUUGAAGGAGGGAGGGCUGAAAGGAAGAGGGCUGAAGGAGAGAGGGCCUGAGGAAAGAGGGCUAGAGGAGAGGGCUGAAGGAGAGAGGGCUGGAGGAGAGAGUGCUGAAGGAGAGAGGGCUGAAGGAGUGAGGGCUGAAGGAGGGAGGGCUGAAGGAAAGGGCUGAAGGAGGGAGGGCUGAAGGAAAGGGCUGAAGGAGGAGGGCUAGAGGAGAUAGGGCUGAAGGAUAGAGGACUAGAGGAGAGAGGGCUGAAGGAGUGAGGGCUAGAGAAGAGUGGACUGAAGGAGGGUGGGCUGAAGGAGAGAGGGUUAGAGAGGAGAGGGCUGAAAGAGUGAGGGCUGAAAGGUGAGAGGACUGAAGGAGGGAGGGCUGAAGGAGAGAGGGUUAGAGAGGAGAGGGCUGAAGGAGUGAGGGCUGAAGGAGAGAGGGUUAGAGAGGAGAGGGCUGAAUGAGUGAGGGCUGAAGGAGAAAGGGCUGAAGGAGAGGGCUGAAGGAGGAGGGCUAGAGGAAAGAGGGCUAGUGAAGAGAGGGCUGAAUGAGAGAGGGCUAGAGGAGAGAGGGCUGAAGGAGAGAGGGCUGAAAUAGAGAGGGCUAGAGGAGAGAGGGCUAGCAGAGAGAGGGCUGAAGGAGAGGGCUGAAUGAGAGAGGGCUAGAGGAGAGAGGGCUCGAGGAGAGAGUGCUGAAGAAGAGAGGGCUUAAGGAGAGAGGGCUGAAGGAGAGGGCUGAAGGAGGAUGGCUAGAGGAGAGUGGGCUGAAAUAGAGAGGGCUAGAGGAGAGAGGGCUAGCAGAGAGAGGGCUGAAGGAGAGGGCUGAAUGAGAGAGGGCUAGAGGAGAGAGGGCUGGAUGAGAGAGUGCUGAAGGAGAGAGGGCUGAAGGAGUGAGGGAUGAAGGAGGGAGGGCUGAAAAAGAGGGCUGAAGGAGGGAGGGCUAGAGGAGAGAGGGCUAGAGGAGAGAGGGCUCGAGGAGAGAGUGCUGAAGGAGAGAGGGCUAGAGGAGAGAGGGCUGAAGGAGAGAGGUUUGAAGGAGGAGGGCUAGAGGAGAGUGGGCUGAAGGAGUGAGGGCUAGAGGAGAGAGGACUGAAGGAGGGAGGGCUGAAGGAGAGAGGGUUAGAGAGGAGAGGGCUGAAGGAGUGAGGGCUGAAGGAGAGAGGGUUAGAGAGGAGAGGGCUGAAGGAGUGAGGGCUGAAGGAGAAAGGGCUGAAUGAGAGGGCUGAAGGAGAGGGCUGAAGGAGAGGGCUGAAGGAAAGAGGGCUAGUGAAGAGAGGGCUGAAUGAGAGAGGGCUAGAGGAGAGAGGGCUGAAGGAGAGAGGGCUGAAAUAGAGAGGGCUAGAGGAGAGAGGGCUAGCAGAGAGAGGGCUGAAGGAGAGGGCUGAAUGAGAGAGGGCUAGAGGAGAGAGGGCUCGAGGAGAGAGUGCUGAAGGAGAGAGGGCUUAAGGAGAGAGGGCUGAAGGAGAGGGCUGAAGGAGGAUGGCUAGAGGAGAGUGGGCUGAAGGAGUGAGGGCUAGAGGAGAGAGGACUGAAGGAGGGAGGGCUGAAGGAGAGAGGGUUAGAGAGGAGAGGGCUGAAAAAGAGAGGGCUGAAAGGGAGAGGGCUGAAGAAGAGAGGGCUGAAUGAGAGGGCUGAAGGAGGGAGGGCUGAAAUGAAGAGGGUUUAAGGAGAGAGGGCUGAAGGAGAGAGGGCUGUAGGAGAGAGGGCUAGAGGAGGGAGGGCUAAAGGAGAGAGGGCUGAAGGAGAGAGGGCUAGAGGAGAGAGGGCUGAAGGAGAAAGGGCUGAAGUAGACAGGGCUAGAGGAGAGAGGGCUAGCGGAGAGAGGUGCAAAUUCAGGUAUGACCUGUUUCACUCUGUUUCUAAAUGUUUUCUCACUAGUGAACAUGACCCUGUUGUGUCUCCAGGCCUGUCUGUGAUGCAUUCCCAGACCAGUGACUACCUGGAUGUAGGGAACAACCCCAGAGUGGGCACCAAACGUUACAUGGCCCCGGAGGUCCUGGACGAGAGCAUCCGCAUGGACAUCUUUGAGUCAUACAAGCAGACAGACAUCUGGGCCCUGGGCCUAGUCCUCUGGGAGAUUUCCAGAAGGACCAUAGUAAACGGUAACACACACACACAGGCAUGCACACACACACAGGAACACACAUGCAACUAUGAGGUCAACGAAAACGCUCUGCCGUCUUUAAUUGAAACAUGUACUGUGGUCCAGUUGGUAAGCGCGUGGUGCUGGUAACAUCAAGGUCAUGGGUUCAAUUCCCACAGGGAUCACAUGAACUUGUGCUGUACUCUCUGUACUGUACUGUAUAAAAGCUUCUGUCUGAACGCAUAUGAAGCCUUUUAAACCAAAGGGACCUGGGGUAGGUUUCUCAUGAUUGAACAAGUUAAUACACAUACUGGAGCACACCAUCCACUCAAACAUUGAAAUUUGAAUUGUCUUAGUCUUAAUACUAGUGCACCAGGACUAUUGGACCUCUAGAACAUGUAUCCUCUGUCCCAAAUGACACAAUAUUCCCUAUGUAGUACACUGCUUUUGACCCCUUUGAGUCCUGGCCAAAAGUAGUGCACUAUAUAGGGAAUAGGAUGCCAUUUGGGAUGCAACUGAACGGUGUAGGAGGGAGUUAGUACAUGUCUCUCUUCACUACAAUGUUGUUCUAUCUGGCAGUCUGUCUUUCUCUAUCCUCUCUCAUGAUUAGCCCUUUAGUCAUUAUAAACGCUCUUAUCUAGUGUCAGCACUCUCCCACCUCACAUAGUCCAGAUGCUCUCUCUCUCUUUAUCUCUCUCUCUCUCUCUUUGUCUGUCUCUCUCUGUCGGUCUCUCUUUCACAUACAUGCACACAAACACACACUUGGUCGCACGCACAUAUACAUACACAGUUGCACACACACACACACACACACACACACACACACACACACACACACACACACACACACACACACACACACACACACACACACACACACAUACACACACAUACACACACACACACACACAACCAAGCCUCCCAGAACUCAAUCACAAUACACUCUCUCUCCAGGGAUUCUGUAUCUUCUCUUUUUUGUCCAAGAUAUACCCAACACUCCUGUUCUCCACUAUCUGAAUUUCAGAGAACUAUUUCAGUCCUUUGUGAAGGAAAAGAUGUAUACCGUAUGUAUAUGAAGCCAACAUAUACAACCCAAAAUCUACUAAACAGAGAACAGAUCUGACAUCAUCUACUGAACAGUCAUUCACCUGUAUCUGUUUUUCUGUCAUUGGAAUCUAGAUUGUUAUUCCAAUGUCACUGUGUGUCAUGAUGUCUGUAGUGUCAUGGUUUCUGUAGUGUCAUGGUGUCUGUAGUUUCAUGGUGUUGGUAGGUCAGUGUUCGUAGUGUUUGAGUGUCUGGUAGUGCAUGGUUCUGUAGUGUCAUGGUGUUGUAGUGCAGGUGUCUGUAGUGUCAUGGUGUUUGGUAGUGUCAUGGUGUCUGUAGUGUCUGUGUCAUGGUGUCAUGGUUGUGGCAUGGUGUGUCAUGUGUCUGUAGUGUCAUGGUGUCUGGUACGUGUCAUGGUGUCUGUAGUUCAUGGUGUUGUAGGUCAUGGUCGUAGUGUCUGGUGUGUAGUGACAUGGGGUCAUGUGUCUGUAGUGUCAUGGGUUGGUCUGUAGUGGCAUGGUGUCUGUAGUGUCAUGGUGUUGGUAGCGUCAUGGUGUCUGUAGUGUUUUGGUGUCUGUAGUGACAUGGUGUGGUCAUGGUGUCUGUAGUGUCAUGUGUCUGGUGUCUGUAGUCUGUAGUGCAUGUUCUGUAGUGUCAUGGUGUCUGGUAGUGUCAUGUGUCUGGUAGUGUCAUGUGUUGUAGUGUCAUGGUGCUGUAGUGUUCUGGUGUCAUGGGUCUGUAGUGCAUGGUGUUGUAGUGGUGUUCUGUAGUGUCAUGGUGUCUGGAUGUCUGUAGUGUCAUGUGUGUACAUGGUGUUGUAGUGUCAUGGUGUCUGGUAGUGUCAUGGUGUCUGUAGUGUCAUGGUUGUCUGUAGUGACAUGGUAGUGUCAUGUGUUCUGUAGUGAUCAUGGGUGCUGUAGUGUCAUGGUAGUGUCAUGGUUGUCUGUGCAGUGUCAUGGUUGUCUGUGUAGUGCAUGUGUCUGUAGUGUCAUGGUGUCAUGGUGUCUGUAGUGUCAUGGUAGUGUCAUGAUGUCUGUAGUGACAUGGUGUCUGUAGUGUCAUGGUGUCAUGGUGUCUGUAGUGUCAUGGUGUCUGUAGUGGCAUGUAGUAUCGUAUGUCAUGGUGUCAUGGUUAUGGUAGUUCAUGAUGUCUGUAGUGACAUGGUGCCUGUAGUGUCAUGGUGUCAUGGUGUCUGUAGUGUCAUGAUGUCUGUAGUGUCAUGGUGUCUGUAGUGACAUGGUAUCUGUAGUGUCAUGGUGUCUGUAGUGACAUGGUAGUGUCAUGAUGUCUGUAGUGACAUGGUGCCUGUAGUGUCAUGGUGUCUGUAGUGUCAUGGUGUCUGUAGUGUCAUGAUGUAUGUAGUGUCAUGGUGUCUGUAGUGACAUGGUAUCUGUAGUGUCAUGGUGUCUGUAGUGACAUGGUAGUGUCAUGAUGUCUGUAGUGACAUGGUGCAUGUAGUGUCAUGGUGUCUGUAGUGGCAUGAUAUCUGUAGUGUCAUGGUGUCAUGGUGUCUGUGGUGUAAUGGUGCCUGUAGUUUCAUGGUGUCAUGGUGUCUGUAGUGUCAUGGUGCCUGUAGUGUCAUGGUGUCUGUAGUGGCAUGAUGUCUGUAGUGUCAUGAUGUCUGUAGUGUCAUGGUGUCUGUAGUGUCAUGAUGUCUGUAGUGUCAUGGUGUCUGUAGUGACAUGGUGUCUGUAGUGGCAUGAUGUCUGUAGUGUCAUGGUGUCAUAGGGUCUGUGGUGUAAUGGUGCCUGUAGUUUCAUGGUGUCAUGGUGUCUGUAGUGUCAUGGUGUCUGUAGUGUCAUUGUGUCUGUAGUGUCAUGGUGUCAUGGUGUCUGUAGUGUCAUGGUGUCUGUAGUGUCAUGCUAUCUGUAGUGUCAUGGUGUCUGUAGUGUCAUGAUUUCUGUAGUGUCAUGAUGUCUGUAGUGUCAUGGUGUCUGUAGUGUCAUGGUGUCUGUAGUGUCAUGGUGUCUGUAGUGUCAUGAUGUCUGUAGUGUCAUGGUGUCAUGGUUUCUGUAGUGUCAUGGUGUCUGUAGUGUCAUGGUGUCUGUAGUGUCAUGAUGUUUGUAGUGUCAUGGUGUCUGUAGUGUCAUGGUGUCAUGGUUUCUGUAGUGUCAUGUUGUCUCUAGUGUCAUGGUGUCUGUAGUGUCAUGAUGUUUGUAGUGUCAUCCUGUCUGUAGUGUCAUGGUGUAUGUAGUGUCAUGAUGUCUGUAGUGUCAUGCUGUCUGUAGUGUCAUGGUGUCUGUCGUGUCAUGAUGUCUGUAGUGUCAUGGUGCCUGUAGUGUCAUGAUGUCUGUAAUGUCAUGAUGUCUGUAGUGUCAUGCUGUCUGUAGUGUCAUGGUGUCAUGGUGUCUGUAGUGUCAUGAUGUCUGUAGUGUCAUGGUGUCUGUCGUGUCAUGAUGUCUGUAGUGUCAUGGUGCCUGUAGUGUCAUGAUGUCUGUAAUGUCAUGAUGUCUAUAGUGUCAUGGUGUCUGUAGUGUCAUGCUGUCUGUAGUGUCAUGGUGUAUGUAGUGUCAUGGUGUCAUGGUGUCUGUAGUGUCAUGGUAUCUGUAGUGUCAUGGUGCCUGUAGUGUCAUGUUGCCUGUGGUUUUCCCACCAAAUCCUCCCCACCUCAAUCAUCAUUAUGUAAGAUGGAAUGUUGGCUGACUCCUUUGGAAUGAAGACGUAGAUAUACUGGUACUGACUGUAUAUGUAACAUGUGUUCCUCAGGUGUGAUUGUGUUUGUUGUUCCAGGGAUAGUGGAAGAGUACCGUCCGCCAUUCUUUGACAUGGUGCCCUCUGACCCCAGCUUUGAGGAGAUGAAGAAGGUGGUGUGUGUGGACCAGCAAAGACCCAGUAUGCACAACAGGCUGCACUCCCACCCGGUGAGACACAUACACAUGCACAUACACUGAGUGUACAAAACAUUAGGAACACCUGCUCUUUCCAUGACAUAGUCUGACCAGGUGAAUCCAGAUGAAAGCUAUGGUCCCUUAUUGAUGUCACUUGUUAAAUCCACUUUUAAAAGUGUACAUGAAGGGGAGGAGACAGGUUAAAGAAGGAUUUUUAAGCCUUGAGACAUUGAUUGUUUAUGUCUGCCAUUCAGAGGGUGAAUGGGCAAGACGAAAUAUUUAAGUGCCUUUGAACGGGGUAUGGUAGUAGGUGUCAGGCGCACCGGUUUGAGUGUGUCAAGAGCUGCAAUGCUGCUGGGUUUUUCACGCUCAACAGUUUCUUGUGUUUAUCAAGAAUGGUCCACCACCCAAAGGACAUCCAGCCAACUUGACACAACUAUGGGAAGCAUUGGAGUGAACAUGGGCCAGCAUCCCUGUGGAACGCUUUCGACACCUUGUUGACAAAUUGAGACUGUUUUGCAUGCAAAUGUGGGGUGCAACUCAAUGUUUGGAAGGUGUUUCUAAUGUUUUGUACAGUCAGUGUAUAUACACGCACACACACACACCACCAAUAGUAAAGAUAUUACAGUGACUUUCUACUGUACAUACAGUGAUAGAACUGAGUGAGAUCUUAUGAUGGGACUCUCUCUCUCUCUUUGUGUACAGAUCCUGUCUUCCAUUGCCAAGACAAUGAAGGAGUGUUGUUUCCAGAGCCCUCCAGCCCGCCUCACAGCUCUCCGUGUCAGGAAGAUCCUCUCCAAGUUGGACCAGAACCAUGACUACCCCACAGAGAAACUCAAAAUGGACAUGUAGGCCUCAACUCCAGAAUACAAGCAGGAUGUCUAGACCUUAACAUAAGACUACAACCAGCACACCAACAAUAGGGUUUAUAGUCUUGUAUAGAGCCUAUCUAUAUCCUUUGCUACUACGUAAGACUCUCAGUGUCCCAUAUUUCUGGUGCAUCUUCCUAUAAGGCCCCCACCAACCUUCAGUAUACCGCCUGGAUCAUUUAAUCAGGAAUACAAUAGAAGGAUUUCAUGUAUUUGCUUUGGCAUAAUCAUCUGCCGAGAUCUGGAAUGGGACAAGCAUUACCAUAGACAAAUAAGGACUUGGACUUGGAUUUUUGAAGAGUUUACUGAAAGGACUUCCACAGAACAUGGACAUUGUCCUCUCCUAGGGGCCCACCGGAUUGAGAGAUCAUCAGAGUUUGGUCCUUGUUAUAGCCUUGUCCUGUGAUGCUUUGGGGAUGGAUGUCUCACUGUUGGAUCAGUGAGGCCUUGUGAUCAUACAGUAUGAUCAUUGCAAGCGGCCGUUAAUGUCUUGCUAGUGCCUUAUUUGUUUUGAUGCACUAUACAGAAUCUAUACAUAUUGAUUGAUUUUGUAUUUCCUGGAAGCCCUUUGAGCUGACCAUCAACAGUACCCUGGUAAUGCUCCCAUUACUGAAAUGUGUUACUCAUGAUCAUAAUAUAAGCCUAGAGCUAAUUAAUUAGUUGUAUCUAACAAUAUAAUAUUGUAUCUUUCACCAGCAUUGGAUUUACUGUAAAAGCUGCUCAAAGUAAAGCACCUACAGUUGAAGUCGGAAGUUUACAUAGUCGGUUUACAUACAAUUAGGUGGAGUCAU